GUAAUCGGGCACUGACCAAGCCUGUACUUCGUACAAUGCAGAAUUAAAUCACCGCCCCUGUUUCUUCAAUCCUCCAACUUGAUUCCAUAACAGACUUUUGGAAGCCCCUCGAUAUUAUUAGACCACAAACCCAUUUGAUUCGAACACCAUGUCCCAGGAAACGGGACUCUGGAGUGUUCGGCGACCAAGAGAGACCCUUGGUGGCAUCAAUCCUAACACUUCUAUACCACAACCCGCAUCAGCAAUGAAGAGAUCAAGCUCGAUUGGACAUGGAGGGGGAUUCGGAGGUAGCCAUAUGCGAUCCGUCUCGGGAUCUAGACAAUCCCUUGCGCUCGGCCGCUCCAGCCAGCAUCUCUUCUCUCGAUCGUCGUCCGGUACGAACCUGGCCGACAUGGGAAUGUCUUCGGUCAAGCGAUCCUCAUUCCAGAACCCUCCCGGCUCUACAAUAAAGACUUAUGCUUCCGGCGGCGUACCGAUGCGAAAUUCGGAGAACGAACGGAGGAGUAGCGUCUAUCGUUCCCGAACCUCGACAACCGGCCCAGGAAACCAUCAGAGCUUUUUCCAACAAGCCCCUCAAGCAGCUGGUGUACCGCGUGAUCCGCGUCCGUUAAAGGACCGCUCGUUCCAGGCGCGAAUAGGUCAAGAGCUUUUAGAUUACCUAUCGCAACACAAUUUCGAAAUGGAAAUGAAGCAUACUCUGUCGCACAACAUAAUAAAGUCGCCGACCCAGAAGGAUUUCAACUAUAUGUUCCAAUGGCUAUAUCACCGUAUCGACCCCAGCUAUCGCUUCCAGAAAAACAUCGACCAAGAAGUUCCUCCGAUUUUGAAGCAGCUACGUUAUCCUUACGAGAAGAGUAUCACCAAGUCGCAAAUCUCCGCGGUGGGUGGCCAGAACUGGAGUACGUUUCUGGGAUUGCUUCAUUGGAUGAUGCAGUUGGCACACAUGCUUGAGGGUUACUCAUCGAAUCGCUACGAUGAAGCCUGCAUAGACAGUGGGAUUGACGUUAUUAGCGAUCAUAUUGUUUUCGACUUUUUAAGCUCAGCGUACCGGGAUUGGCUUGCUAUGGAUGAGGACGCCGGUGAUGAUGACGCUGAGAAAGUACUCGCGCCCCAUGUGGAAGAUAUGGCGGCCGCCUUCGAGAGGUCAAACUCCAAGUACCUAUUGGAACUCGAGGAACUCGAGGCGGAGAAUGCUAGACUGCUCAAGGAGAUUGAGGAUCUCGAAAAGUCCACCCCGGAUCCUCGUGUUCUCGACAACCACUUCAAGAUUAUGGAGGAGGAUAAGGUCAAGUUUGAGGAGUAUAAUGCGUUGGCCUUAUCGAGAUCUGAUAAAUAUGAAAGCCGCAUCCAAGUUUUGCAGGAAGAACUUGACAAGCUGAUGGAGGAACUGAGGGAGGCAGAGGAGGAGCGCCGCGCAUUGCAGAAGGAGGUCGACGACCAAGGCAUCAGCAUGCAGGAUAUCGACCGCAUGACUUCCGAACGCGAAAGGCUGCAGAAGGGCAUAGAGUCCGCAACCCUUCGACUCGACGAAGGCAAGAAGAAGGUGGCGGAAAAGGAAAUGGAAGCCAGUCGUAAGCUCGACGAACUGGAGAGGCUUGUCGACAAGUACAACACGCUCGCCUACCAGAUCGGCCUCAUCCCCGCGACGGCCGUCAACGCCAAGGGCGUCGCGUACGAACUUGCCGUGACCGUCAACGAGUCGGACUUCACGGGCUCCAUAAUGAAGGGGUCAUACUCGAGCGGAGGAAGCGAACGCCUGCUUGCCGAUCCUGUCACCGGCUAUCAGCCGGCCCACAUCCUCAACCUGGACCUGCGCGGGCAUGUUAAGAACAACUUCCUGGCUCUACGCAAGGAGAUCUCGGAGAGGCGGUCCGCGGCUAUGGACGCGAUGAUGAAGGAUCACGAUCUUCUUGAUGGCAUUAAGGAGGCGAUCGAGGACAAGAGGAACGAGGUCGAGGCUCUGGAACACAGGGUCAGAGCGGCGGAAGAGGAGUACGAGAAGACAAAGGAGGUUACCACGACACAAAAACUGGCCUCCGAUGCGCAGAUCGAGAAGAUGGAGAAGGAGCUCGCCAAGAUGCGAGCUCAGCUCACCGAAUCCGUACAGCUUAUGGAGCAAAGGGAAAUGAACACAAACAUAGAAUACGAACAGCUAACUCUCCGAGCCAACGCGUUGCGCGAGGAGUUGCACACGGAGAUCGAGAGGAUGCUCAACGACAUCAUCAAGUUCAAGGUGCACAUCCAGAAGAACCUGGAGGACUACGAGGGCUUCGUAACGGACGAGCUCGAGAAGGAGCUCGGUAGCGACGAGAUGCAGGAUGAUACCCGCGGCGUUGAUAUUUGAUUUAAAUUUUCUCAUGCGCGGCUGGGUUUUUGAAUUCCUACUCCACGAUGCUUAUGUCUACGCCUGUACGGAGUUCGGUUGGACUGGGUGGUGCGAAAUUGAUGACCGUAAUGAUGAUGUCGUGGAUGUUCUUUUUGUCCUUUUUUUUUUUCGUAAGACGGGCGGGAAUGGCCGUGACGCCUGGUGUACAUAUGUCCCGCGUGCUUAUGGAUAGUAGGUCAGAGCGCAGGUUUCAAUAUACGAGUAACAGCAGACGUUUUUGCAUUUUAAGAUCACCUUGAGCCGCAUCCUUUUUUUUCUCUUUCUUUUUUUGGCUAGCUAGCAAGCUUACAUGGUCUUGGGCUGUUCUGUGCUAAUAUCAUCUGAAUGGGCCGCUCAAUAGCCGUAGUAUUAUAGAGAUUCUAUAUCUCUCCAGGUAUGUAUGUUAUAGGUAUAUCAUCCCAACCCGCCCUAUCACUCUCUCUUAUAAACGCACUUAUAUAAAUACUAUUAUUGGCAACUGCUUAAAUUAAUAUACUACUCGUUCGUACCUGUUAUAGAGAACUUAUUAAAAAUACUGGUUAUGCUUAAAUGAAGUCGAUAGGAUGCUCACGUCAAUGGUAUAGUAUUGCCAAGUAGAAUAUUG
Molecule: messenger RNA, 2969 nt
Organism: Daldinia caldariorum
Lineage: Eukaryota; Fungi; Ascomycota; Sordariomycetes; Xylariales; Hypoxylaceae
Product: HEC/Ndc80p family-domain-containing protein
Exons: 4
Coding region: 149-2344 (731 amino acids)
Biological process (GO): attachment of mitotic spindle microtubules to kinetochore
Cellular component (GO): Ndc80 complex
Source: RefSeq, a predicted model, not a curated record